Molecule: messenger RNA, 3073 nt
Organism: Agelaius phoeniceus (red-winged blackbird)
Lineage: Eukaryota; Metazoa; Chordata; Aves; Passeriformes; Icteridae
Gene: CHRM4
Product: cholinergic receptor muscarinic 4
Biological process (GO): adenylate cyclase-inhibiting G protein-coupled acetylcholine receptor signaling pathway; regulation of locomotion; chemical synaptic transmission
Cellular component (GO): plasma membrane; synapse; dendrite
Molecular function (GO): G protein-coupled serotonin receptor activity; G protein-coupled acetylcholine receptor activity
Source: RefSeq, a predicted model, not a curated record
AUGUUCCCACCGGAGCCAGUGCAGGAGCCGUGGGAGCUGCUGCGGAGCCGCCGGUGCCUGGGAGCUGCAGGCUGGGCACAGCAGGAUUUCAUCUUCCAGAAGGAGCUAUUUGCUGUGAGAGACACAGAUCCCAUGCACAACCUCUCUGCUCAGCCCUGGCAGGCAAAGAUGGCCAACCUGACCUAUGACAACUUCACCCUGGGCAACCACUCCGAGGUGGCUGUGCAGCCUCCCACCAACUACAAGACAGUGGAGCUGGUUUUCAUUGCCACUGUCACUGGCUCACUCAGCCUUGUCACCGUGGUGGGGAACAUCCUGGUGAUGCUCUCCAUCAAGGUGAACCGUCAACUCCAGACUGUCAACAACUAUUUCCUCUUCAGCCUGGCCUGUGCAGACCUCAUCAUCGGGGUCUUCUCCAUGAACCUCUACACGGUCUACAUCAUCAAAGGCUACUGGCCACUGGGGGCCGUGGUGUGCGACCUGUGGCUGGCUCUGGACUAUGUGGUGAGCAAUGCCUCUGUCAUGAACCUGCUCAUCAUCAGCUUUGACCGGUACUUCUGUGUCACCAAGCCCCUGACGUACCCGGCCAGGAGGACCACCAAGAUGGCAGGGCUAAUGAUCGCGGCCGCGUGGAUAUUGUCCUUCAUUCUCUGGGCCCCUGCCAUCUUGUUCUGGCAGUUCAUUGUGGGCAAGAGGACAGUCCCUGAGAGGGAAUGUUACAUCCAGUUCCUCUCCAACCCAGCGGUGACAUUUGGCACAGCCAUUGCUGCUUUUUACCUGCCCGUGGUCAUCAUGACGGUGCUGUACAUCCAUAUCUCCCUGGCCAGCAGAAGCAGGGUAAGGAGGCACAAGCCUGAGAGCAGGAAAGAGAGGAAAACCAAGUCCCUCAGAUUCCUCAAGGGCCCCAUGGUGAAACAGAACAACAAUAAUUCUCCCAAGAGGGCUGUGGAGGUGAAGGAGGAGGUGAGGAAUGGGAAAGUGGAUGACCAGCCAUCUGCACAGACAGAGGCCACUGGCCACCAGGAGGAGAAGGAGACAUCCAAUGAGUCCAGCACCGUCAGCAUGACCCAGACCACAAAAGACAAGCCCACAGCAGAAGUCUUGCCAGCAGGGCAAGGACAGAGUCCAGCCAACCCCCGCGUGAACCCAACUUCCAAGUGGUCCAAGAUUAAGAUUGUCACCAAGCAGACUGGGUCUGAAUGUGUCACCGCCAUUGAGAUCGUCCCAGCUAAGUCAGGUGCCUCUAACCACAACUCCCUGGCCAACAGUCGCCCAGUCAAUGUUGCCAGGAAGUUUGCCAGCAUCGCCAGGAGCCAGGUACGGAAGAAGCGCCAGAUGGCUGCCCGGGAGAAGAAAGUCACCCGCACCAUAUUUGCCAUCCUGCUGGCCUUCAUACUCACGUGGACACCCUACAAUGUGAUGGUCCUCAUUAACACCUUCUGUGAGACCUGCGUGCCCGAAACAGUGUGGUCCAUCGGCUACUGGCUCUGCUAUGUCAACAGCACCAUCAACCCAGCCUGCUAUGCCCUCUGCAAUGCCACUUUCAAGAAAACCUUCAAGCACCUUCUCAUGUGCCAGUACAGGAACAUUGGCACAGCCAGAUAAACUGGUACUCAGGGACCACUUCAGUAUCCUUAUGGAAACCCUUCCCUUUGCCUCCUUUGCCAGCAGGGGUUCUUCUGCUCACCACUCACAACAGUGCAGACUGUGCAGUGAUUGCAGAGGAUGCCCUUCAUCCAACGCUGACAAAAAUCCAAGGCAUUUCUGAGCUACAGGUCCUUCCAGUCACUCUGGGCCUGGGGACUAGCUCAGGGAGCCAGCGGGAAAGCCAGAGGCAAGAGGAAAUGUGGUCACCAGGAGCCCUUCCCAGCUCCAUGCUCUUCAGAUUGGGCAAAUGGCAUCAGUGUUUCUCCUAAGACUGGAUGUACCUUUUUCCCCAGCUGACCAUCUCCAUGGCAUCAGAUCUUGUCUGCAUGCAGAUGGGCUAAUGCUGGAUGCUUUCCAUUGGCUUAUAAAGCGUUUAUUACCCAAGAAAUGAAAAGAAACCAGGGUCAAACAUUGCUAGACAUCUUGGACCAGGCUGACUCAGGCAGGCUAAUGGGGAGUCCUGCUGGCCCAGGCAGGCCCCCUGUGAAAGCAGUCAAGAUUGGACCCUAACAGAUGUGGCAGGAUGCUUUCUUUCCCUUGAGAGUGCCAUCGGACAUCCUCACCCAGGGUCCUGGGGCAGAAUUUUUCCCUGGGCUCGGUCUCUGCUCUCCCCUUCACAUCCUUUCUGCCCUCAGACAGCAAUUUGCUGGAAAGACAGAGAGAUAAACCAAGCAUUUCACUCCUGGGUAAGGAGUGUGAAACGCAGUUUCCUCCGACAAUGAUGGAAACUAAAACUGGAAAGAAAAGCCCUGGUGUGGUGCAGGACUUUGUUCCACAGCCCUGGGGGAAUGGGGACCCUGAGUAGUGGGCAGCAGUGACUGUGAAAAUAACUGUCCUUGGGAGAGACAGGGGGGACUCAGAAGGGUGGGAAGAGGGUCUGCAAUGUGGCCAAGGGGCCCCGUGUCUCAUCUGGGCCACGAGCAGGUCCCCGCUCUCCCUGCAGUGGGUGUGGGAGGCCUAAUGCAUGGCUCUGGAGGCAGGAGAGGAUGACGGUAGCCUCCAGCCCCCUCCUGCCCCGAGUGCAGGGGGCUCCUCCAGGGAGGCCAAAGGAGCCGGUUGCUGAGCUUUGUACAUGGAUGUAACGCUGUCAUGGGCGUUGUGGCAGAGCCCUCAGCAUGCGGGCUUCAGCCAGCGUCUCCAGCCUCCUCCCAGCCACCCCUGUGUGCAGCCCAGAGCGCCCUGGGGCUGCUCCCCAGCUUCUCCCAAAGCCGGGUGCAAGCCUUCUCCUUGCAGCCAGGUGCAGGCAAGGGAUGGGAUGGGGCCGCUCUAGCACUGGCGAACUCUGUGUCCAUAUGUCCUUCCUGUCCUCAUGCCAGGGUGCAACCUGCAGAAAGGCUGCCCCAGCCCAGAUGGGAGCCCCUCCAUCACUGCCUUUAGGGGUACCCAAAAUGCCUGGUGGGUUUCUGGGUAUUUUUAAAUGGUUACA